Molecule: messenger RNA, 1150 nt
Organism: Asterias rubens (European starfish)
Lineage: Eukaryota; Metazoa; Echinodermata; Asteroidea; Forcipulatida; Asteriidae
Product: retinol dehydrogenase 13-like
Exons: 7
Coding region: 28-1107 (359 amino acids)
Source: RefSeq, a predicted model, not a curated record
CAUGUUUUCAAUAAUAACAUAAAAAGAAUGGCUUCUAAAAGAGUUCUUGGAGUAAUUUAUCGAGUGUUUACACCUAGGGUUGCGGUUAGGUUGUCUAUUUUGGGAACAGCUGUUGGUUGCACAAUUCUGCUUAGAGACUACUUCGGUGGCGCAGUUUGUAAAAGUGAAAAUCGUCUUGAUGGAAAGACUGUCAUCAUUACUGGUGCUAAUUGUGGAAUCGGGAAGGAAACAGCAAAAGAUCUGGCAAGAAGAGGUGGUCAUGUGAUUCUUGCCUGUAGAGAUGAGAAGAAAGCAGAAAAAGCCAGGAGGGAGAUCGUCAAUGAUACAGGAAACCAAGAUGUUGUAGUCAGGAAACUAGACCUGGCUUCACUCAAAUCAAUCAGGGAGUUUGCUCAACAGAUAAAUGCAGAGGAGUCGAGUUUGCAUGUACUUAUCAACAAUGCUGGUAUUAUGAGGUGUCCGUACUUGCAGACAGAAGAUGGCUUUGAAAUGCAGUUUGGAGUUAACCAUUUAGGUCAUUUCUAUCUUACAAAUCUCCUGCUGGAUAAGAUGAAAAGUUCCUCUCCUAGUCGAAUAAUUAAUGUGUCUUCACUAGCCCAUACUACUGGGGAUAUAGACUUUAAUAAUCUCAACAGCGAGUCGGAGUACAGGACCGCCGAUGCCUACUCGGAUAGCAAACUGGCUAAUGUACUCUUCACGCAUGAGCUCAGCAAAAGACUUCAAGGAACUGGAGUGACUGCCAACUCCCUCCAUCCGGGCGUAGUCAAGACCCAAAUUGGGCGAUUUACCGGGUUAUACCAAUCAGGGUUCUCUGCAUUCAUCCUUGGCCCCAUAUUCUGGUUAUGUGUCAAGACACCCAAGCAGGGUGCUCAGACCAGUGUCCACUGUGCAGUCGACAGCGAGCUGGAAAACGUAUCGGGCAAAUAUUUCAGUGACUGCGCUGAGAAAGCAUGUGGUCCCAAAGGCCUUGAUGAUGCAGUAGCCAAGAGAUUAUGGGAGGAAAGUGCCAGGCUAGUGGGACUCGAUCAAAAUGACAAAGAAGAUGAGAAACAAAUGCCGAGCUCAAGUACUACAGGAGAAAAUAGUCAACAACAAGAUAAGUCAUGAUAACGGCUUGUAUGGAGACUAAGUUACUGUCUGAACUCUGACA